AUGUCCUCUAUUAACUUCGGCCCUGCUGUGCUGAGGACUGUGCCGUUCUCUGAGCCAGGAUGCAGACCGCUGCGUCGAAGAGCAAGUGCUCCUGAGCUUGCGGACGCGAACAAGAUCCACGAAAAUGCUUCACCAAGUUAUCAGGCCGGGAACACCGUUCGGCUCCACCUCAUGAGUCGCCUUGUUCAGGCAACAAUCAUCAGAACAUUCACUCCGUUUACGAUGGCUCCAGUUAUGGUUGUACGGAUCUUCGAGCCUGCUAUCGAUCUCGAGGGGGAUUUCGUUCUGAAGGUGUACGAUCGUCGCUACAGCACAGAGGCUCGAGACGAAGAAGGCGACAACAAUGCGUGGACAGUGGCGAGAGACAUGGGUUUUGAGAAACGGCGAUGGUCGAGCGAUUUCGUCAAGUUCUUUCUACACCUAAUGUCCAGUCAGCAUCUGGACGAUACCGGAGAUGACUUCUGGGAUGAGGAAGAUGAGGAAGAUAGCGAGAGUACCGGCGACGAGGAAGAGGGCCUCGCUGAUGCGUAUACUGAGAUGUACUUUCAAGUCCAAUGCUUGAAGAUGUAUCGCGCGGAGACAGAGUUCUAUCGGAGAGCCAGAGAACAUCAUAUUGAUGGGGUAGACAUACCUCGAUUCAUCAGCAGUGUGCGCAUUCCGCCAAGCUACACGUCGAAGUAUCAUCAUACACAGAGCUCGCACAUCAAAGGCAUACCAGGCGUCCUUCUGCAGUACGUGCCUGGCUUCUCAAUGCUGAGACUGUACGACACUUCGUCGCCACCACCACCAGGACCCGAACACUGGAAGUCCAUCAUUGACGACGGUUUGCGCACCGUCCAGUACUACAUGCAGAAUAUGGAGAUUCUCAACAUGGACCAGAACAUCGCGCGCAACACCGUGGUGCAUUGGGAUCCUAUUGGCGAGAAAUGGAAAUGCAAGCUCAUCGACUUUGGUCACUGCCAGUUCCGAGCCAAGAACAUGAGGAAAUGGGAGUGGAGGAGCUGUCAGGCUGGUCUACAGGAGGAAGCAGCGGUUGGUCGAUUUAUGCAGGCGAUGUUGGAGAAGAAUACAGGCUUCCAGUAUCGGUGGGAACAGUCGCAGUACUCCGACGAGCUAGCUCGCGACUUCAGAGGAGAGUUCAGCACCGGCAUCGAGCCGAGCGAUUAUCCAUCCUAA
Boeremia exigua is the source of this 1176-nucleotide messenger RNA. RefSeq lists its product as uncharacterized. Bases 1 to 1176 code for a protein of 391 amino acids. NCBI's taxonomy places the organism in Eukaryota, Fungi, Ascomycota, Dothideomycetes, Pleosporales, Didymellaceae. The record is from RefSeq and is a predicted model, not a curated record. The transcript has a single exon.